GUCGCGAAAACGCGGUUCUGUGGGGAUCUCGUCGGCGACGAGUAGAGAGGGGUUGGCAAUCGAAUAAAAGGAGAAGCGAUUUCGCGCGUCGAACAGGUUCCGAAUAUUCUUGUUUAAUCGGAAAUUCGCCACUCCAUCUCAACCGGUGUAAUUAGGCAGGGAGAGCCGUAGCUACGGUAGUAGCAAAAUCUUCGAGAUGUCCGUAAUGGGAAAGCCAGUUCUUUACUCCUAUUGGCGGAGUUCUUGUUCCUGGAGGGUGAGAAUUGCUCUUAAUUUGAAAGAGAUACCAUAUGAAAUCAAGCCGAUAAGUCUGGUCAAAGGUGGUGGAGAGCAGCAUUGCAAUGAAUUCCGUGAAGUCAAUCCUAUGGAACAAGUUCCGGCACUUCACAUUGACAAUCACACGCUGAUCGAGUCGUUAAACAUUCUACAAUACCUCGAGGAAACAAGGCCACACCGACCAUUAAUGCCUGCAGAUCCUGUGAAACGAGCCAGAGUCAGGGAAAUAUGCGAUGUUAUUGCCAGUGGUAUUCAGCCGCUCCAAAAUUUAGUGGUAUUAAUCUACGUAGGUGAAGAACGCAAAAAGGAAUGGGCACAACAUUGGAUAACUCGUGGAUUUACAGCUGUGGAAAAACUGCUGUCGUCAAGCGCGGGUAAAUAUUGUGUGGGGGACGAUAUCACGCUGGCAGACUGCUGUUUGGUUCCACAAAUAUUCAGUGCCCGGAGGUUUCAUGUCGACUUGAGGCCAUUCCCCACAAUUCUGAGGGUAGAUCGCCAUCUUGAAAAUCAUCCAGCGUUCACCGCUGCUCAUCCCAAUAACCAGCCCGAUUGUCCGCCGGAAGCGACCAAGUAGCAAGCAAGGCAGACCACUCUCUUUCUCUUCUAAAAUAAGUGAAGAUCGAAGGGUGGUGGUCAAAUAAACGAUAGCUCGAUAGUGGUAAAAUGUAAAAACAGGGUAUUUUUGGACGAGUAUUAAUUGUAAAUAGGUCCGAUUUAUUGGUCCAGCUUUUAUUUGCCACCAAUUCAUCGCUGUAGGUUUUUUCGAUCGAUAAAACUUCUUCGCAUCGAAGCAGUUGAUUUUUUAUAUGUCUGCCCGAAAAGCAUAAAUUAUUAUACAUGCCGAGUAUUUCAAAGUUACAAUAUUUUAUUAUUAGAACAACGAUUGGCUGUUCUUUCGAAAUGAUUAAAAUUUUUAAAAACUGAUUACAUUUUACCACUUGGCAGCUAUGCUUGAGUACAAAAAUGGUGAAUAGUGAAGAAUUGGAGUGAUCCAUUACGACGAAACGAAUAGUACCAAGAAGAAUUCCGAUAAGAAUUCUGAAACUUGAAUUUUUGCUCCUCUGAGUUACGAAUUACUGCUGCUGACUACUUCACCAUUGUUGUACUUGGAUAGAUAUUAAUACAUGUUGGCCUAUUCAUUUAAUUUCGUUUUGUUUGUCACACUUUUAUUUUAUUAAUCAAAAUUAAUGAAACUUUGUCAAUGUAUGAUAUUUGCAGAAUAUUUUGUGAAAAUUUAUCAACCUAUUGAGAAUAGGUUUUGUUGCUUGAAAUCAAAAGUUUACUUUUUAUACUUGAAAUAAUAUCAUUUUCUUAUUUAAGUUUGCCUACUAUCGGCAAAAGAAACACAAAAAAUGGAAAAGAAAUGAAAAAAGAAAUCAUAAUUUACCCUAAGAAAAAAGGCAAUGUGUAUCGGUAUAUUAUUACAGAUAGAUUCUGUAUUUUAAAAAAAAUAUAAAAAGUCAGAUCGAUCCUUAUACCUCAGAAUAUGUAUAAGGCGUUAACUUUACACAAUAUAUAAAAAUUAAAUAGGUAAUGAUUAACAUUGUAUAAACCUACUGUGCUCAAUUCACACUCUGAUAUCCGAGGAAUGAAAAGUACAAAACAUCUUCCUGUCUAGCCAUCCAUCUUAGGUACCUUUCAUUUCUCCGCAUCUACUAGACUUCGUUCUCAAACGUACCGCUGAACUUAGAAUUAUGAGUACACAUUAUGCGAUAUCGACGUGAUACUAAUUUCGUAUAUCAUAAGCAUUUAAUGCAUUCCUUAGCCUGAAAGGUAUGUUUUUAGUGUGCUCAACUUUGGACGAUUAAUUUAAUGCUUCAAAAAAAAAAAAAAAAGCAUCCCCUUUGUCACCGCGCACGCAGCGAUUACGUUGCUCCUCUCAUCGCACCUUUUAUUUCCAUAAAUGAAGAAGUCCCGAACACGGAGACUUUUUUAAUCUUCCCUAUUCAAGCAAGUCCCUGAAAUUUCGUUUCGAAACCCCGUUCAAGUUUACUUUCAAAUUUUCCUCGUAUUCAAUUCUGAGCACACUAUGGUACAGAGCACAAAAAUAUGUUUUGCAUGAUUGACUUACGGAUCAUUAGCUCCGAUUAUAUAGUCGCAAUUAUUUUUAAAGACCAUUCAUUUUUCACCGUAAGUAACUUUUUUUUUUAUCUUAUAUGCCUGAUUCAUCAAUCGGCAUGCUUCUGAACCAGUUCGCUAUAAUUUACCUUUGUUUUCGUAGAAUUAUGGCACCCAUCAACUUUUCCUUAUUCCUCGACCCAGCCGGUUCGAUGAAAUCUAAACCAACAGCUUGGCGACGUGAUAAUGUUCUUAUCGUGUACGAACUAUGUUUCAAAUUAGUUGAAAUACGUAUUUUUCAAAACAAAGAAUGAUCGUUUCCUUAAUACAGCCGAGGCGGGCUACGCUUCCCCGAACUUUUUGAUUAUUCGUAAAAUAACAAAUCACCGUCGUUUAUAUUCAUUUUAACAGAAAAAGGUCCCCACUCUAUCAGCGAUUAGCAGCCAUUGAAACACGAUGUUACUUUUUCUGUCUGUACGAUAACGGUAGCAUCGGUAGAAUUAACGUUUUAAUUAUUCAAUUAGACUUUUACUCAUAUUGAUUCAUAAUUUAUGUGACAAAGAAUUGCAAUGGCAGAUCAUUAAUAGCUACUAUAAAUAAGAGUCCGGGCUUAACGUAGCCAGUUAAGAUAGUAAACACAGUGUUAAUGAAUAUAACAUUGUUUUUAUAAUUGCUUUAGGUAAUUUAGGAUCGUAAAUUACACCUCGAGACAUUGUGAAACAAGGUAUGAAAAAAUGAUUAGUUGAGAAAAAGUAAGCCUGUAUAAUAAUAGUAGUGAUUCUCAAAAUGCUACAAACAAGAGGAAAAAAAAAAGAAUAAUGAAGAAAAAAAAUAUACAUACAAUAUGACGAUAAACAUAGAUAUUUUAUAAGUGAAAAAAUGAUCAUGUACGUUUAAUGCUUAUAGAGAAUAAAAAAAAAUUCUGUGUCAUAGUAGGCCAAA
Messenger RNA from Athalia rosae (coleseed sawfly), 3276 nucleotides. RefSeq names its product probable maleylacetoacetate isomerase 2. The transcript has 5 exons. The record is from RefSeq and is a predicted model, not a curated record. Gene Ontology annotation, molecular function: glutathione transferase activity; maleylacetoacetate isomerase activity. Gene Ontology annotation, biological process: L-phenylalanine catabolic process; glutathione metabolic process. Gene Ontology annotation, cellular component: cytoplasm; mitochondrion. NCBI's taxonomy places the organism in Eukaryota, Metazoa, Arthropoda, Insecta, Hymenoptera, Athaliidae. The coding region runs from base 197 to 850 and encodes 217 amino acids.